AUGGUAGCCGCCCCCCUGGGCGCGGGCAGCCGCCGGCGCUGGCCCCCGCUGGGCGCGCUGGGCGCCGCGGCCGCGUGCUGCCGCGGCGCCUCGGCCGCGGCCCUCGCCGCCAAGGAGAGCCGAGCAGAGACGCGCAUCAUCAAUGGCACCGUCGUGAAAAACGCGUCCGAGAAGUACUCGUUCUUUGCCCUGCCUACUAGUGGGCCCGACUCCAAUAGCUGGUUGGGCUGCGGGGCCUCGAUCAUCUCCCCGACGUUCGGGCUCACCUCCGCGCACUGCUUCGGCGGGGGCCUCCGGCCAUGCGAGGGGCCGAGGAGCUUGGCGCUGUGGCUCGGGGAGGUCGAGCUCCGGCCGGACCGCUCCAUCGUGCCGGUGCCCGGCGCCAGGAGCUUCCGCGUGGUGGCCGACGUGAUGUGCAGCUCGGACUUCGACGGCAAGUGCUCCCACGGGCACGACAUCGCUCUCCUGAAGCUGAGGUUGGAGCACGGGGGGCUGCCCGCGUGGGUCAAGCCGGUUCCCGUUGAUACCGGCGCUGGCGGCGGCGUGGCCCUCCUGGGGUCCUCCGUCAAGACGAUUGGUUUCGGGCUCAUGGAGUCCGAGGACGACCCCGCGAGCAUCGGGGACAUGUCGGCUUCCCUGCGGGAGGUCGCCGUCGACGUGCUCCCGCAGGAUGCCCCGCAGUGCGCCCGCGUGUUCUCUGGCGGCUGGGGCUGCUCCGAUCAGUAUUCGGAGGGCGCAGCCAUCAACCUGGACCAGCAGCUCUGCGCCGGCGCGGCGGAUUUCAGCCGCCCUCGGGAUACCUGCGCCGGCGACAGUGGUUCCCCCAUGAUCGAUGCCACGGGCCAUCAGGUCGGCAUCGUCAGCUACGGCGGAGGCCCCGGCGAGGUGAUGAGCGGCCCUGGCCGCCAGUGCGGCGACCCCAGCUAUCCAGGCGUCUACGCACGGGUAUCUGCGUUCGCGGGCUUCCUCCAGGACCACGUGCUGGACCUGCCCGGGGCCGCCGCGCGAGUGGACGCCGUGUCGUUCGCUGCCGCCGCCGCGGAGGAUCCGCCCCUUCAGAGGCUGCUCCGGGGCUCCUGA
Messenger RNA from Prorocentrum cordatum, 1080 nucleotides. The record is from the annotation of a GenBank genome assembly. Lineage: Eukaryota; Dinophyceae; Prorocentrales; Prorocentraceae.